UCAGUGGAGUUUGGUUCUCGAGGCGGCGGCAGCGAGCGGUGGCGGCUCCAGCGGCUCCUCCUCCUCCUUCGGUGGCGGCGGCGGCCCGGGACCGAGACUCGGCCCCGGCUCCCCUCUCCGCCACCCCGCGCGCCUCCAACCCCCCGGCGCCGCGGGGAACAUGCGGCUCCGGCUCCCGGAGGCCGGCGAGUGAGUGACCCCCGUCCCCCGCCUCAGCCCGCCCGCCCGCUGGCCCGGCCGCAACCCCCCGCCUCGCCCAGGCAAUGACAGCGGCUCCGGCGUCUCCGCAGCAGAUCAGGGACCGGCUGCUGCAGGCCAUCGACCCCCAGAGCAACAUCCGGAACAUGGUGGCGGUGCUGGAAGUCAUCUCCAGCCUGGAGAAAUACCCCAUUACCAAAGAGGCACUUGAGGAAACACGACUUGGGAAGCUCAUCAACGACGUCCGCAAGAAAACCAAGAACGAGGAGCUCGCCAAGCGGGCCAAGAAGCUGCUGCGGAGCUGGCAGAAGCUCAUCGAGCCGGCGCACCAGCAUGAGGCGGCGCUGCGGGGGCUGGCGGGGGCCACCGGCUCUGCCAACGGGGGCGCACACAACUGCCGGCCAGAGGUGGGGGCGGCUGGCCCGCCCAGGAGCAUCCAUGACCUGAAGAGCCGCAAUGACCUCCAGAGGCUGCCCGGGCAGCGGCUGGACAGGCUGGGCAGCCGCAAGCGCCGGGGUGACCAGCGUGACCUCGGCCACCCAGGGCCGCCACCCAAGGUCUCCAAAGCUAGCCACGACCCCCUGGUCCCCAACUCAUCCCCUCUCCCCACCAAUGGGAUCAGUGGGAGUCCAGAGAGCUUCGCCGGCUCCCUGGAUGGCAGUGGGCAUGCAGGCCCAGAGGGCGGCCGCCUGGAGCGUGGCGAGAACGACAAGCACAGUGGCAAGAUCCCCGUCAACGCCGUGCGGCCGCACACCAGCUCCCCGGGCCUGGGCAAGCCCCCUGGACCCUGCUUGCAGCCAAAGGCUUCGGUGCUGCAGCAGCUGGACAGGGUGGACGAGACUCCGGGGCCUCCCCAUCCCAAGGGACCCCCUCGCUGCUCUUUCAGUCCUCGGAACUCACGGCAUGAGGGCUCCUUUGCCCGGCAGCAGAGCUUGUAUGCACCCAAGGGCUCCGUGCCCAGCCCCUCACCGCGGCCCCAGGCACUCGAUGCCACACAGGUGCCGUCACCGCUUCCACUGGCACAGCCGUCCACACCCCCUGUGCGGCGGCUCGAGCUGCUGCCCAGUGCGGAAAGCCCAGUGCGCUGGCUUGAGCAGCCUGAGAGCCACCAGCGGCUGGCAGGGCCGGGCUGCAAGGCAGGGCUGUCCCCAGCCGAGCCCCUCCUGUCCCGGGCAGGCUUUUCCCCAGACUCCUCCAAGGCAGACAGUGACGCUGCCUCCUCAGGGGGCUCGGACAGUAAAAAGAAGAAGAGGUACCGGCCUCGAGACUACACGGUUAACUUGGACGGGCAGGUGGCCGAGGCGGGCGUGAAGCCUGUCCGGUUAAAAGAGCGGAAGCUCACCUUUGACCCCAUGACGAGACAGAUCAAACCUCUGACCCAGAAAGAGCCAGUGCGGGCAGACAGCCCUGUGCACAUGGAGCAGCAGUCCAGGACAGAGCUGGACAAGCAGGAGGCCAAGGCCAGCCUCCAGAGCCCCUUCGAACAGACGAACUGGAAGGAGCUGUCACGCAACGAGAUCAUCCAGUCCUACCUGAGCCGGCAGAGCAGCCUGCUCUCAUCAUCGGGCGCGCAGACCCCGGGGGCUCACCACUUCAUGUCUGAGUACCUGAAGCAGGAGGAGAGCACCCGGCAAGGGGCCAGGCAGCUGCACGUGCUGGUGCCUCAAAGCCCGCCCACAGACCUCCCCGGUCUGACCCGGGAGGUCACACAGGACGAUCUUGACAGAAUCCAGGCCAGCCAGUGGCCGGGGGUGAACGGGUGUCAGGACACACAGGGUAACUGGUAUGACUGGACGCGGUGCAUAUCGCUAGAUCCGCACGGCGACGACGGGCGCUUGAACAUUCUGCCUUAUGUCUGCUUGGACUGACCGGCCUGUCAGCCACGAAGUGCAUUCCCAUCUUGCAGAAGCCGGGUGGGCAGGCAGGCAGGUGGGCAGGUGGCCGGGGCCCAGCUGCCUCCUGUGCUGGGAACUCGGGGAGUCCAGCCCGGGCGGGAGGGAGGGGGCGGGAGUCACGCGGUCUCUCUGCGCUCUUCCCUCAAAACUCCUUUUGUGAAAUGCUGCUACCAGUUUACUAACAAAAUUGCGAAGGAAGGACCGCGUGGAAGGAAGGACGGCAAAGUGAGUUCAGAACUCUAUAGCAAACCAGCUAUAAAAAGCGUUAGUCCCUCACCCCCGAAGAGGUGCGGACACUUUCCAGCACCUGAAAGCUGGGGCCUCAGUUGCAGGCAGGCACAGAAAACCUGUGGGAGAGGUUACCUUUAACACAGCAACAGAAGCACGCAUCUCAUCUCUCUUGCAUUUUCUGUUCUUUAAUUUGGCCCUGAGUAUCUGAGACAGUGGGCCAUGCCACUGCCUGUUUGCUCCCUACUCAGCCACUGUCAGGCCAGUGUUGUCCAUCACGUGCCAGAAGCUUCUCAGCUAUGGUGAGCCACUAGCAUUGGGCAGGGCCAGCUGGCCAGCCAGUGUGACCCACACUCCAUGGGCCAGCCACCCGUUUAUAUCUGGUUUCAGUUAUAACCUAGUUUUUAAAGAAAUGCUGCAAAAAUUUAAGUUUUCUCAUGUUUAUUUUAACAACUCCUCUUCCAUCAGACCACCAGACAAAAAAACCUUUCCUUUCUUCCUCCCUUUCCUUUUUUCCCUUCCUGUACACAUCUAGAAAACUUCACCUUUCUAGAGUCCCCCCAAAACAACACAAAAGUUACUGUGGGUGCUACUGGUUUUACGCUGUACUGUGGGGCGAGGGGGAAGACCUGUCUGUACGCUGGAAACACUCAUAACCAUUCCUUUAGAUUUGUUUGCCUUAUGGUUAUUUGUCAUAAACGCGAUUUGCAAAAACAAGGAGCCUUAGUGAAUGUACAGUACCUAGACUUCUGUGUUCUCAGGACGCAGAAGGGAGCAACUUUGCUAUUUGGUCCAGUAAGUGGACACCUUGUGAUAUAAAUGUGGAAAUAAAAAAAACCAUUUGCACAAA
Messenger RNA from Nomascus leucogenys (northern white-cheeked gibbon), 3171 nucleotides. RefSeq names its product mediator complex subunit 26 (gene MED26). Gene Ontology annotation, molecular function: transcription coregulator activity. The record is from RefSeq and is a predicted model, not a curated record. Lineage: Eukaryota; Metazoa; Chordata; Mammalia; Primates; Hylobatidae. Gene Ontology annotation, cellular component: core mediator complex; mediator complex; nucleus. Gene Ontology annotation, biological process: regulation of transcription by RNA polymerase II; positive regulation of gene expression.